Paramuricea clavata is the source of this 6656-nucleotide messenger RNA. The record is from the annotation of a GenBank genome assembly. NCBI's taxonomy places the organism in Eukaryota, Metazoa, Cnidaria, Anthozoa, Malacalcyonacea, Plexauridae.
UUUUUGUUUUGUGUAAAAUAUUGGCCAAAUUUAGCACGAAAGACGUACAAUGUCGGCGUCAAGAUUCCUUCUUCGAACCGGUUUAUUGUCUAAGUUUACUCGACGUGCGUUUGCAACCGAGGUGGCUAUAUCUCCUGUCCCAAAACUCGAACAUUACAGCCCAGUGGAAAUGGAAAGAAAUGAUAUCGCAGAGGCUCUUGUGGAAAAAGCCAAGAAGCCAUGGACUGAGCUUAGUAAAGAAGAUAAAAUAGCAAGUAAGUUUUAAGUAUACCGUGUGAUAGUGUGUCUUUAAAGAGUUUAUAGAGGCUUCAGGCUUGUUUAUACGAAGGCUGGAUAGUGCUAUCUACUGGAUAGUGAUUUUUCAUUUGUUGUAAUUGAAAAUCACUAUCCACCUGACUGGAAAGUUUGGAAAUUGUGUGCCGGAGAUUUCGAAAAUUUAAUAAGUAUAAAAUAUAUAGAACGCAUCAAAAUUGCACAGCCAAUAUCUCCGCUGCGUGAUGCAAACUUUCCCCACUGGAUUAUCCAGCGAUUAUACAAUCAUCCCCAGACUGCUACCCUGCUUCCAGAGGUUCUUUGUGAGGCAAAAGAAACAAGGGGCAAGAACGGAGAGCCUCUGGUCACAUCGAUCUUGCAAAUCCCACUUCCACACUUGAUUUAACCUGCAAAUAUCGGGCCUAUAUAUAAAUAAAAUAAAUAAGCCUGAUACAAACCUUAACAAAAGCCCAUGCCAUACAACUGUAUUUCGGUUGUAAAUCUGAUUGGUCUAUGUGGUAAAAGAUUUUUUAAUCUGUCAUUUGAUUGGUUGGUGCUAAUUAGAUUAUACUAUUGUUGUUGAUAUAUUUUAUAGUAAUCACAACUAUUAUUUAAUUUGUUGUUGUCAUUGUGUGAAAUUUAAAUUUCUCCUGCGACAUUUUGAUUGGAUACUAAAUAUAAAUUUUGCUGUGGGUGGAAAGCGAUCGGAUUAAGGUUUGUGUCAGGCUAUUAUUUGUAAAAUAGAGCCUGAUACUCUGGUUACACUUGAUUAGGUUCAGAAUUUGAAUCUCGCAUGUGAUUGGCCAUUUGUAAAAAUAUGUCAAACCAGUUUGGGAAAUAAACAUUACUGUGAGCUAUGCUGUAAGCUAAUUAUAGCCUGUAUAAUAAUGUAAGCUAAUUAUAGCCUGUAUUAUAUAUCUAUAAUUAGCUUAGCCAGUGUGGCCGGCUCUUUUAUAAGGCAGAUAAUUGAAGGAGAGCCUGCCCGGAAGCCCUAGUAAAAUUGAUCACUCUCGGCAGCCAGCUGCCGAGAAUUGUGAUUGGGUCAUUCCAGAAAACAUCCAUACCACCCCCACGGAGGAAAUAGGAAGUUAACCCCCCUACCCCCUUCGGAUGUCCUAUCAGAAACAAUUUUUUCUCCCCUCCCUCUCCGGACGGCAGAAAUUUCCUCCGUGGGGGGAGUAUGGAUCUUUUCUGGAACAACCCAGUGGCUGAAUUUACGUUGACCACAGGUUGAUUGACAUGUUACGCUAAUUUAUUCAAAUAUUUAAAAUAAAUACAGUAAAAACAAACGGCAUCGCUAUAUUAACCCAUUGAGUCGCAUUGCACCCUGAUGCACCCUACUUUAGUAUUUUACUCUGUCUAACGCCAGAUGAUUUUACUCAUCAAGGGGAGAGCGCUGGCGCUUAAUGGGUUAACUGGCCUAUCUGCCCAUGUGUCUAGUUAACCCAUUGAGUCGCAUUGCAGCCUGAUGCACCCUACUUUAGUAUUUUACUCUGUCUAAUGCCAGACGAUUUUACUCGUCAAGGGGAGAGCGCUGGUGCUUAAUGGGUUAACUGGCCUAUCUGCCCAUGUGUCUAGUUAACCCAUUGAGUUUUCAUUGCAUCCUGAUGCACCCUACUUUAGUAUUUUACUCUGUCUAACGCCAGACGAUUUUACUCGUCAAGGGGGGGGAGGUAAACAUGUCUGCUAAAAUAUAAAAUUCAAAAGACAAAGUGUAAAAUGUAUAACAUAUACCGGUAUCUAAAGAGAAUACUUAAGGCAAGCCAUACUGCUAUUACUGCAUAUGUUGUAAGAUUUUACCGUAUGGUCACUAUAGUAUAGAGUAUAAAACCUUGGCUGUCCUUGCCUUGUUUAUAUUUUUCUGGCUGGCAAAUUACGAUUAUAUAAAAUAAUACAUUCCCCAUUGUGUAAUACACCAUAAUAAUACGAAGCUUUCUUUGGAGCUUUUAAAAUACAUUUGCCUGCCAACGUGUAUAACACGGGAAGGGGUCUAUUUACUUUUCCUAAAUCAUUUAUUAUAUUUAAUACUGCAAUAUUUAUAUAAACUGUAGUACAGCCAUACAGGUGCAAAGCAUAAUAUAAUUUUGAAUGGUCUUCGUCUACUAUUAAUUUCCAGACAAAGUCGAAGGGCCUUCCGUCAAAAUGCAGAGGUUUUGCUUGUAUUUCCAGGUAGUUGAAUCACUAUCCAUCUAUUGUAAAAAGUUUAUUGAAAGCAUGUAGCACAGCCUAUAGUAAAUAUGCAACAAUUGACAUUUCAAGUCAUCAUUUAUACAAAACUAUUUCGAGUGGGCGGUGUUAAUAUGGAAUAUUAACUAAGUAGGCGGUAUCAAUUUUACUAGGGCUUUCGGGCAGGCUCUACUUAUAAAAGAGCCGGCCAUGCUGGCUAUAAUUAGCUUAAUUUUUUCCCAAACUGGUUUGACAUAUUUUUACAAAUGGCCAUUCGCAUGAGAGAUAAUCAGGUGUGGAAGUGGGAUUUGCAAUCAAUGUGACCAGAGCCUCUCCGCUCUUGUUUCUUUCGCCUCGCAAAGAGCCUCUGGAACCAGGGUACCAGACCUUUACCAUUUUGUGCAAAUGAAUUUUUUCGAUGACUAUCAAUAUUUCAAUAUUGAUUUUUCGCAUGUUGAAAAUAUUGAAAGUUUUGACUAGACAACUUAUCUCCUUUUUUCGGCAAUUUAUACUGUCUGGUAAAGUUUAGAAAACAUGUGUAUGAUAGCAAUUGAGAAAUUCAAGCAGUAGGAAGCAUGUACUGGGUUAUUUAAAGCUGUAUUUAACAGAGUAAGUAUGAUCACAGAAGAGUACAAGCAAGCGAGCCAGCAGUUUUACAUUUAACAAAUAUAAAACAUUUUCCGUGUUGAUAUACAGUUAUAUCAAGACGAGUGGAAAUUGGGAAAAUGAGAAAUUGUGUGGAAACAAUUAACAAUUAUAAUUAACAAUUAUAAUAUAGCAUUUGUAAAUUCUGAACGCUGAUUGGCUAAGAGCCGUGUUGAUAUAACUCGAUGUCAACAUGGAAAUGUCGGAAAAUUUCUUUUAUAUUUCUUUGUGCUAUAUUAUAAAACAAAUAUAAAACUUUUUUUCCAUAUUGAUAUACAGUUAUAUCAACACUUGUGGAAAUUGGGAAAACUCAAAAUUUGCACACAAUUUUUUGUUUUCCCAAAUUCCACUCGUGUUGAUAUAACUGUAUAUCAACACGGAAAAUGUUUUAUAUUUGUUAAAUAUAAAAUAUUAAUAUUAUAAUCAUUAAACAUUAUUUGGAGCUUAGAUCGAAGCAGUCAACCAUUCGUAAUCUUUAUGCACCAGUCAAUGUAAGCCCCCGCCCCACCCCCCAACCGGGGAGGGGCGGGGAUUUUGACUUAGAGGGGUAAUAAAAGAGUGAAAUUGUCCCCGCCCCCGGGGAAAGUGUAAUUAAUCAAUGUCCCCACAUGUCUCUCAACCCCGGGAAAAUAGUUUUGUAUAUAUUUCAUAGAUCAGCAACAGAAAAUCAAAUUCAUUUAUGUUAUUGUAUUUAAACUUUUCUUGUACUGUAAAGAAAACUAAAACAGCAACACAGUGUAUAUAUGUUAACCACUGAAUCCAUUCCCCCGCUUUCAUCCCCACAUCGUCUACCGAAAGAGAAAAUGUUGUCCAAGUCCCCCAUCAUCGGGGACAUAUUUACCAUCAAAACUGACCACUUUCCCCGCUAAAUCCCUGCCCGCUCCCCGGUUGGGGGCGGGGAUUUACAUUGACUGGUGCAUUAUCGUUGUUGUACUGUAUAUUGAGCUUCUUUCCUGUAAACGAUGAAGCAAUAACUGAACAAGAAUAAUACAUCAACUUCAAUAAUUAUAACUUUUCUAUUCUAGUAUAUCGUGCUUCAUUUCCUUACACAAUUGAAGCAAUGGCCGAAGAGGAGUCCCAUACUAAAGGCAUCGUCGGCGCUGUAUCUAUAAUGCUUGCAAUCUCCAUAACAUUUUUCUUGUUUUUAAAAAAAUUUGGUAGGUUGUGUUUUAGUAUUCUUCUAUACAUACCAUUUGAGUGACAUUUUUAAAUAUACAAUUUGCAUUAUGAUCCCAUUUUAAUGAUUGUAGUAUUAGAUCUUGGGUAUGACAUUAGUAUAAUACAUGUAUGUACAUAGUAUAGUGUGGAUGGUGCUAAAACUUCCAUGGGAUUUAAUUGUUAAUUUCUGCUCAUUUUAAUGUACUAAUAUGAUAUUAAUAGCCAUCCUUGACCUUGUUGUACUUUUGUUCAGCUUGUUGAGAUUCUUAACAACAGUAGUUCUUUAUAAUUUUAAACGUGUAAAAUGUAAGGCUGUUUUUCACGGUCAACAAGUUUUCCUUGAUAAGUUUCCCUUGAUAAGUUUCCCUUUUCCUUGACGACUUUUGUUGCUCAUGUGCACAAAAUGUUCUUGCACAUUUAUUUCACGUCAAGGAUGCCUUUGUUUGCCAAAACCAAGAAGUAUUUCCAGUACACUUGUCAAGCGAGGUUGCCCAGCUCAUAUGAACACUCCCUAUGCCAGAAGUUGCGUUUUACAAAUUGCGGCGAAAAACGCCUCGCGAAGCCAGAUUUUGAAGGAAGGUGCGCACCUCUCCUUGAAAAUAGAUGCCCCCCCUCCCCGCUUGAGAAAGGUACAGUAGAACGUUUGAUGAAAGUCGAAAUGUAACUCAAACUUAACAGUUGACUUUUUCACACUUGUUCUUCCUUAAAAUUGAAAAGUAAUCAUCUGUGUCAAUUGCAAAUUUUUGACUGUAUAUGACUCAUCUAAUUUGCAAUGUUUCGAAAUGGUUUUUCUAGUAUUGUAACGAGGAGAAAAAAUGAGGAAGUCAUUCAGUCAAUUUUUUAAAGACAUUGCUACAUGCAUAUACUGUAGCUCAUGUAGUUGACUUUGAAGAGCAUACGUCUUAAACACUAACAUCCCAUGAUCCCAGGGAGGCUGGGUACAGACCGCUGCACCUCCAUUAAAUUUUUUUCACCUCCCAACAUUUACGCCAAAAUCUGGCCUUGGUGCAACAUUAAGGGAAAGUACAUUUAUUACGCCGAGGGAGGGGGAGGGGGGAUGAAGAUGUCUUGUCUUGCCCCUGUUGAGGUUAUUGGAAAAUUUUGGAAGCCCCCCCCUUCAAUUUUUUAAAAUUUUCAAUGCCCCCCCCCCCCCAGAAUUCGGAAUCGAAUGAAAUUGCCAACGUAUCACCUGGCAUCUGUUGCAAAUGUCUUUGCAUGCCUGUCAAAAUGCAUGCAAAAUCGCCAGUAUGCUUCAAUCUCUUUACUUUUUAUCCCGUUUGUACUAAAUAUCCCAUGAACACAGAACAUAUCAUUCUUACAAAUCGUAUGCUUUUUUUGUUUUUGGAAGAGCAGACUAAGGAUAUCUUAAACUGACAUCGGUUUCCAAUACAACCAUCAGGGACGUAUGUAGCAAAGCAUCUGACGUUUGGAGGGGGGAUGUCGGAGGAUUAUACGUGUAAUAAUUAUAAUAAAGCUUUUUGUGAUUGAUUGGCACUCUCAUACUAAAUUUUGGGAAGCUCUAGGACUGAAUUUCCGGCGUUUUCUAAAGUAAACUCGCAAACAAAUUGCAUGUAAAUGGACUGUAUUUUACAAAAAUGGUUAUCAUUUCGCAAAAAUAAUUACUUUAUUACGCAAAUUUUACCUGAAAAUGUCAAAAUUUUAACUUGAAUUUUACAUGAUUUCAACCAUUCAUCAACCAUUCCUUGCGAAGAUAUAACGACUUAAAUUUCUAAAAAUCCGCCAUUUUGUUCUAUUUUUAGUAACAGUAUGGCCGAUUUUUCGACACUUGUAUCGCUAUAUCUUCCCUUAAAAUGGUUGUAUUGAGAAACAUAUUUCAGUUUAAUUAAUUAAAGUACCCUUGGUCCGCUCUACAAAUGGAUUCAGUAAAAUCACCAAUAGCUUAUUUUAAUUUUUUGGCGCCACGUUUGUGACAUAAUUUACCUGCCAAAAAGUAGCAAUUCCAAAAACAAAAAAAAGCUCUAACCAACUGAGCUACAGAGUCCAGUUGUCGAGCUCUAACCACAAGUUCAUAUAUGUAUACUAUGGUGAUGCCAUUUUUAAAUUUUAUACGUUUACUAGAUCUAACGAUGCAACAUAGGCCCUCGGGCAAGAAUCUACAAAACCAUCAACAUUAUUUUAUAGUGCUAAUCAAUUUAUAUAUCUAUAUUUAGUAUCAGCUGAAGCUCCGAGGACUAUCAAUGAAGAAUGGGCCCAAGCUACGGUUGAGAAGCUAAAAAAGAACCGAGCUAACCCAAUAACUGGAGUCUCGUCUGAAUGAACUGUUGCUUGUCUGUAUUUAUUAGCAACCGGUGUCACUACAGUGCAUUGUUACUGCUUAUAAAAUGAAAUAGAUGUUCUCUAUUUAGCAUGUUCGAAAUUGCAUAUAGGUUAAAACUUUAUCUGUUAAAAUGAAUAAAAUAUUUUUGGUUUUCAAU